Molecule: messenger RNA, 192 nt
Organism: Entrophospora sp. SA101
Lineage: Eukaryota; Fungi; Glomeromycota; Glomeromycetes; Entrophosporales; Entrophosporaceae
Source: the annotation of a GenBank genome assembly
AUGUAUUGUGCCAUUCAUAGCACAUUACCACUAUUCAUUACUUAUUUAGAUGCAGUAGAUAGACUGGCAACAAAUGUGAUAAAAGACCACGAAACUAUGGACUGUCCUUUUUUAUGGAAAGAUUCAACCGAUCCAAGGACAGUCCAUAGACAGGCCGGUCGUUUAGGAUCACUUGACAUCCCUAAUAAUUAA